Dinoponera quadriceps is the source of this 4052-nucleotide messenger RNA. RefSeq names its product rab GTPase-binding effector protein 1 (gene Rbpn-5). The record is from RefSeq and is a predicted model, not a curated record. Gene Ontology annotation, biological process: endocytosis. Lineage: Eukaryota; Metazoa; Arthropoda; Insecta; Hymenoptera; Formicidae. Gene Ontology annotation, molecular function: metal ion binding; GTPase activator activity; growth factor activity. Gene Ontology annotation, cellular component: intracellular membrane-bounded organelle.
UAGUCACCUUUAUAUCCGGCCGACACUCUCUGAGAUCUAGCAUCGCGGACACAAAGCCUAAAGGUCCCUGCACAAUGCCAGGCAAGAAAAGAAUAGCACAGGGAGUGGAUUUCCAUCCUAUCGGAAACCGUGUGUGAAUGUACGGCAAUCGAUACACGGUUUCCGAUAGGUUGGAAAUCUAUUGCCUCUUGUUAUUUUCCGUUGCCUGCUGCCUGGCAUUGUGCAAAGGCCUUAAUACCCCGUGUAUCGAGAGUCGAGCGAUCCGGUCGAACGAGAAACAAGAGUGUGUCGAUAGUGAUCGACAUACCAGCAAAUGGUGACGAUACUCCUCUGUUUCGGCCGCACUUUCCGCACUUGAGACGAACACGGUGCGUGAUUCACGGUUCGGCGGGAGGGAGAUGAAAGGUCGCGAGGUACAGAUAGUGCAAUCGGAGAGGGCAGAUUCGGCGAUAUAAGGUGGUAUCGGCGAGUCGCCAGGUUGCUGGGCGAUCGAGCGAGAGAGAGGUUGACGGUGGUUGAUUUCGUAUCGCGGGUUUGUCGCGAUCGUAAUUUUUACGUGGUGUUUCGCAUUCGCUCGGGUCUCUCGCUUGCGUAACCGGACACGACGCGUAGUUAUGAGCCAGUAGAAUUUCGGCUAACUCGACAGACCGUGCGCGGCAUGUCGCCGUCGUCGAGAGACAACCAGUCCCGGCGGUUCUCCGAGAUAUGCUUCCCGGACUCGAGCCCGUGGCAGUGACCACCCCGACGAGAGCUCCGCAUUCAUCAGUGCUGAAUAAUCGAACGAUGGAGACCAACUCUGGUGAACAAAACGCGAUCAAAGUAAACGGAAAUGAGGAUCCACAGACGAAGAUCCACAGGUUGGAGUCGGAAAACGUUAAGAUGCGAGAGGAGUUCAAUGUACAAAGGGCCAAGAUGAAAGAGUUGUUUCUGCAGAAGGAAGAGGAAUUGAAACGCAGACUGGAGGAGAAUAUGGGUCUGCAAAAGGAGAACCUGAAACUAAGGAAUGAACUGGACGAAGCCAAGAGCCAGCUGGUCGUGGCAGACCUUAAGGUACAGAACGACUUAAUAAUGGAGAAGAGGAAAGCUCAGGAAGAGAUAGCGUCGUUGCAACAGGUUAUACACGAAACGGUGGAGGAGUCUUCUUGCUCAAGGAAACAUCUGGUCAGCGAAGUGUCUAAGUUACAGUUAGCUCUUUCUAAGCUUCAAGAGGAGAAUGCGUCGCUGAGAACGCAGUUGCCGCGUGACCCACCGACGGAUGGGCCACAAAUCUCGUUAUCUACAGUAACUAAAACAUUAGCUAGAAAAGUGGUUUCGCAAUUAGGUGCAGAUUCUUUAUCCUUAGGUCCUGAUUAUUUAGAGGAGAGCAUGCGGAAGGCGCAAGAGGACGCGGAGGUUUUGCGCUCGCUAGUUGUACCGCUCGAGGAGGAGAUAAAAGCUUUAAAAGAGAAAUUAAGAUCGACCGACGACGAGCUGCAAAAAUGCAAAGAGACUCAAUUACAGAGACGGCAGCAGGAGCCGGGCUCGUUUGAGCCGUCGUGUGAUAUGUGCGCGAAUUACGAAGCGCAAUUAGUCAAAGUAGAAGCGACUGCCAAGGAUUUGGAGAAGCAGCUGUUGGACACGCAACGUAUGCUGCAGGCCCAAAGGGAGGAUCUAGCUAAGGAAGUGGAGUUCCGGAAAGAGAUGGAAGAGAAGUGGAACGAGAAGAAGGAGGAGCAUAAAAUCAAAGUCGCGGAGCUUACGGUCGCCUCGCAAACGGCCCAGCAGACCUUAGUCGAAUUGAAGAGAUCCGUCGAGCAGUUUCAGAAGAACGCGUCCGAGGAACUGUGUAAAUUGACGAGGGGCAGGGAGGACGUGCAGAGACACCUCACUGUACUGCAGAAGGAAAACGAGAAUCUCGUUGGCAAGCACAGCAAGCACUCGCAACAGCUGCAAAGUGAAAGUAUCAACAUGCCUAAUACCGUGGAGGAGUUGCACGUCAGUCUCCUGAGGAUGCGCGAGGAUUUGAUCACCGCUAGAGUGGCCCAGGAGGUUGCGCAAGAGAAGGGGGAGAUGUUGCGAUACGAAGUGACGCUCCUGAGGGAACAAAUGGAGCAGGAGAGCAGGGUCAAGGAGCAGGAUAAUUCUGUGUUGAAGAACGAGAUAAGUGGAUUGAGAGUACAAUUAGAGAAGUACAUAAGAGAUCACCGUACGCUCGCCGAUCGGGAGGAGAAACUCGACCAGCUGGAGAAACGACUGCAGGAGAUCCAAAAGGAGAAGAAGGACGCGGAUUUAGCUAUAAAUGAACUACGGCAGAGAGUCUCGAGUCUGCAGCAAGAGCUGGACACCAGCGAGGCGGUGCAGAAGGACUUCGUCAGAUUGUCACAAUCGUUACAGGUACAACUGGAAAGGAUCAGACAAGCUGGUAGCGAAGUAAGGUGGCAACACGAAGAGGACGUCGAAGAAUGUCCCAGCUGCCACGCCACGUUCUCAGUCACAAAGAAGAAGGUACAUUGCCGUCACUGUGGCCAUAUAUUUUGUCAAUCUUGCCUCUCACACAUUGUGAACAGCGGGCCGAAACAAAGACCAUCCAGAGUCUGUGAUGUUUGUCAUACUUUAUUAGUGCAAGAUACCGCACCAUAUUUCAGCCAAGAACCUCCACACACGCCUGACUAAAUGUUCUAAAGUUAUGGACAAUUUUCAAGUUCAGUGAGAUGUGCAAUAUCAGUUUGGUAAUUUAGCGAUCGCUGAUUGGGCAUACCUCGACUGACGUACUGACUACAAAUUCAACUAACGAUGACUCUCCUUGGUUUACAGAGAGUGAGAGAGAGGGGGGGGGNAGAAACGUUGAUAAUAGUGUAAGAGAGUGAAGGGUUUAGAUAAGAUUCCUAUUACCUGAAAAUUGGAGUGAUACAGCAAAUAUCGUGUAAAUAUAAAAUUAUGUAUUAUCUCUAAUGGUUAUUGUAAUUUAAACAGAUUAAAGCUUUUGAAUGUAUGUGAGUUAUCCAAAGGAGAUAGUAUUUAUGUUACAUUGACUUAUAUAUAUAUCUUGAUCUUAAUUACUGAUGUAACUGAGAAUCGGCAGAGAUUUUCGUUAAAUAGAAUUUUGCAUAAAUUUACUUUCCACGCACUUGUUAAACAAGUUUUCUCGUAUACGCUGAAUCCUAUUUCUACACUUGUUUUUCUCUUUAGCCUAUUGAACGGUAAUAAUCGAGUCUGCAACUUGUUGAUAAAACGCGCAAAGUCGGACUUACUAUUAUUAUAUUUGACUUUCUAGUCCUACAAGGAAGUAACGUUAAGUUCACAACAGGUGAAUGUCGUCUUGUUAUAGAGUUGUUAUUACUUUUGGUGUGUAUCUAAUUUGCUUAAGGGAAUUUUUAAGAUUGAAAAAUGUUACACAUAGACGUAUAAUACUCCUCCAUAAAUUUCAAUAAAAUUGAAUAAGUAUUUCUAAAUAACUAGUGCAAAUGUUUUAUUUCUAGUUGCUCGAAACAUCUUCGUCAAUUCAAAGACAUUAACGCAACGAUAAUUUAAUCAUUCGUACUUUAUUAUAUUUAUAUAGGAACAAAAUGCUUGAGAGAUAUACAGAAAUUAUAUGUAUAUAUGUAGCUUUGUAAUUUAUAUAUUAUAUUUUUGAAUUUCUGGCUACCAAAUUUUACAAAUUUUCCAAACGAACAAAACACUUUUUCGUAGCUCACGAAAUUUUUUAAAAGCUUAAUAACUAUUCUCCUAAUUACAUCAUAUUAUUAACACAGGCAUAUAUAUAUAUAUACAUACAUACAUACAUACAUACAUACAUACAUACAUACAUAUAUACAUACAUACAUACAUAUAUAUAUAUUCUGGUUUUUUUUUACUUAGAAAAUACGCAAUAAGUGAGAACCGACAAAUCCGUGGAAUUUCGAAAUGAACAAUGAAAUUAAUAAAUUAUAAAUGCGUCUGUUAAGCGCGCGAUCACAACAAAGAAGAAAAAUAUCUCACGAGACCUGAGGGGCAGUUCUCUUUAAAAAUAAAAUUCUCAACAAAUAGUGCAUCGUAAAAUAUAAAAUAUAGACAUGAACAAAAACUAACGAUUG